AAAUACAGGACGACAGCGCCCGCGCCCCGCCAUUACUGAGGGCUUUGGCGAGGGACAGACAUGGAGGAAGUGGAGAGAGGAGAGGAAGGCGCGGCCAUGGAAGCGGAGGAGUACCGGGUGUGGAAGAAGAACACCCCUUUUCUCUACGAUCUCGUCAUCUCCCAUGCCCUUGAAUGGCCCUCUCUCACCGUCCAGUGGCUCCCUUCGUCCUCCUCCUCAAGCGGCGGCGGCGGAGCCAGCCAUCACCUCCUCCUUGGCACCCACACCUCAGACGAGGCCCCCAACUUUCUCAUGGUCGUCGAUGUCCGGUUCCCGCUCCCUCCCCCGCCUCCCUCUGACGCCCCGAUCCCCAAGGUCGAGAUCUCGCAGACCAUUCCCCACCAGGGGGAGGUCAAUCGCGCCCGCUUCAUGCCUCAGGGACCCUCGAUCGUGGCCACCAAGACGUGUGGCGCAGAGGUAAAUGUGUUUGACUGCAGCCGGCGGCCGACGAGGCCAACGGAGGGGGGGGAGAUCGAGCCGGACGUCGUGCUCAGAGGCCAUGCCACUGAAGGGUACGGAGUGUCGUGGAGUCCCCUCAAGGAGGGCUAUCUUUUGAGCGGAUCGUACGAUUCCAAGAUUUGUCUGUGGGAUGUGGGAAUGCCGCCGAGGGAGAAGGUUCUUGAUGCAAAGCAUGUGUUUGAGGCUCAUACCGCUGCAGUUGAGGAUGUUGCCUGGCACCCGAAGAAUGAAAAUCUGUUUGGAUCUGUUGGAGAUGAUCAUCUUUUGAUGAUAUGGGAUCUGCGUUCAUCUGCAUCAAAGAAGCCACAACAAACGGUCACAGCUCACCAGGAUGAGGUCAAUUCACUGUCGUUCAAUCCAUUCAAUGAGUGGAUUUUGGCUACAGCAUCUGCAGACACAACCAUUAAACUAUUUGAUCUGCGAAAGCUGACAACAAGUUUGCAUACAUUCUCCAGUCACACGGGAGCAGUGCUUCAAGUGGAUUGGAGCCCAAGACAAGAAACUGUUUUAGCUUCCUCUGCUGCCGACAAAAGGCUGAUGAUUUGGGACCUUUGCAGGAUUGGAGAUGAACAGACAGUUGAAGAUGCUGAUGAUGGACCACCAGAGCUUCUCUUCGUUCAUGGAGGUCACACUUCCAAGAUAUCAGAAUUUUCAUGGAACCCUGCAAUGCCAUGGGUCAUUGCCAGUGUGGCAGAGGAUAAUAUCCUUCAAGUCUGGCAGAUGGCUGAGAGCAUUUAUCGAGAUGAUUGUGACACACAAAAUGACAAUGAUUAUUAGUCAAUAUGCCACUGUAGCUGACUCACGAAUAUUUUCCUUGUCUGAAGGUCUGAAUAUAGGAAAAUGGAUUACUUGCUUUUGUUGA
Molecule: messenger RNA, 1360 nt
Organism: Musa acuminata AAA Group (dessert banana)
Lineage: Eukaryota; Viridiplantae; Streptophyta; Magnoliopsida; Zingiberales; Musaceae
Product: histone-binding protein MSI1-like
Exons: 5
Coding region: 61-1275 (404 amino acids)
Biological process (GO): regulation of DNA-templated transcription; chromatin remodeling
Cellular component (GO): nucleus
Molecular function (GO): histone binding; nucleosome binding
Source: RefSeq, a predicted model, not a curated record